AUGCUGAAGCCUACCUUUUCGUUCCUCCUUCGCAGAUCUGACGAUGGAGCGCUGUACGCGUCCGUCGCAAUCAGUUGGAUUGCCUUGAUCUGGAAAUACUUCCUCAGCCAGCCGUAUCGGUCACGACUAUCGAACGCCUCCACCUCCGAUGUACCGCACGUCACCGCCAUCCGGCCUGUCAAGGGCCUCGAGCCGCACCUCUAUGACUGCCUCGCUGCCACCUUUCGACAGGACUACCCGACUGACAAGCUCAGCAUUCGUCUCUGCGUAGCGACACGUGACGACCCCGCCUACCCUACCCUCUGUAAACUAAUCACCGACUUCCCGCAUGUCGACGCGCGGAUUUUCGUCGAAGACGAAGAUCCACUCUUGCAACAGGAUGGCGUCAAUAAAUACACGCUUGGACCGAAUCCCAAAAUCCGGAAUAUGAGUCGCGCAUACCGUGAAGCGAAAGGAGAUAUCGUCUGGAUCAUUGACUGCAAUGUCUGGGUCGGGAAGGGAGUCUGUGCCCGGAUGGUGGACAGGCUGUGCGGGUCUGGACCGUCAUCGACCAAGAAAUACAAGUUUGUGCACCACCUACCCGUGGCUGUUGAUGUGACGGGAGAGAGCAACCUGCGUGAAGAGCGACAGGCGCUCGUAGACGCGAACCCAGAAUCCACGGAUGCCGAUGCAGCGGCCGCAGCGAUGCCGUCCGUCCGUCCGGAGGAUGGGCCUGCAGCCAUGAUCGCAACUGGAGGUGGUCGCUUGGAAGAGCUGUUCCUGUCCUCUGCGCAUGCGAAAAUGUACACCGCGAUCAACACGGUUCUCGUUGCGCCGUGCAUCGUGGGAAAAUCCAAUAUGUUCCGCCGCUCUCAUCUCGACUAUCUCACCGGUCCGUCCGCCUCGGAUCCCCAGGCUCGCCAUCCCGGUAUCGAUUUCUUCUCCGACAAUAUUUGUGAGGAUCAUCUGAUCGGUGAUCUGCUGUGGAAGAAGCAGGUGCGGGAAGAGAAAGAGCUCCGCGAGCGUUGGGGCAAGCAUGCCAUGGUCUUUGGUGACAUGGCUAUUCAGCCUGUUGCCAACAUGAGCGUGCCAGCAUACAUUGCUCGUCGUGUGCGGUGGCUGCGAGUGCGUAAAUUUACUGUUCUCCUCGCUACGCUUGUCGAACCAGGCACCGAAUCAUUCCUGUGCACAAUAUAUGGUGCAUGGGGUGUCACUUCUGCCUUGGCGCCAUAUCUGGAGCGGAAUGGCGUGCAAUUUGCUGCCCAUCUCGGAACGUGGGAUGCGUUUUUCGUUUUGUUCGCCUUUGGCAUCCUCUUCUGGAUCCUGAUCGACUGGACACUGUACGUCAAACUACAUUCCGCAAAAUGCAUCGAGUUGGAUGAGGAUACCCCGGCUUUUGCUCGGCCUCAACGCUUCCGAUCAUCCCAAACUACUCGACGCCCGUUCAGGCAAUGGUUUGGCGCUUGGCUCGGCCGCGAACUGCUAGCCCUGCCUAUCUGGAUCAUGGCCGUGUAUGGCGGUGUGACAGUCGUCUGGCGAGACCGGCGCUUUAAGGUCGGCUUCGAUGCGAAAGUCCGGGAGAUCGAUCCCCCUACUCCGCUACCAGCAGAGGUUUCGUCAGCAGCGGGCAAGGUCCGCAGUGAUUGA
Messenger RNA from Penicillium expansum, 1626 nucleotides. RefSeq names its product putative ceramide glucosyltransferase. Gene Ontology annotation, molecular function: ceramide glucosyltransferase activity. Gene Ontology annotation, biological process: glucosylceramide biosynthetic process. The record is from RefSeq and is a predicted model, not a curated record. The coding region runs from base 1 to 1626 and encodes 541 amino acids. NCBI's taxonomy places the organism in Eukaryota, Fungi, Ascomycota, Eurotiomycetes, Eurotiales, Aspergillaceae. Gene Ontology annotation, cellular component: membrane. The transcript has 2 exons.